AUGGCAGAGCUGGUGAAGACCAAAGGGUACCCACUGGAGGAGCACUUCGUCACGACCUCCGAUGGCUACGUCCUGGGCACCUACCGCAUCCCACACGGCCGCGAGGGCGCCUCGCCAGGUCCCACCCCUCGCCGCCCGGUGCUCCUGCAGCACGGCCUGCUGGAUUCCAGCGCCACCUGGGUGCUGAACGACCCGGACCAGAGCCUGGCCCUCAUCCUGGCGGAUGCGGGGUGGGACGUUUGGCUGGGGAACAGCCGGGGGAAUGCGUACAGCCGCAACCACACAGGCCUGGGCCCCGACACCGCCGCCUUCUGGGACUUUUCCUUCGACGACAUGGCCGCCGCCGACCUCCCCGCCCUGACGGCCCACGUACAGGGAGUGACAGGCUGCGCCACGCUGGCCUACGUGGGGCACUCCCAGGGGACCACGGUGGCGCUGGCCGCGCUGAGCACGCAGGGUGCGCUGCGUGCCGCGCUGCGCCCCGUCGUCCUCCUGGCGCCCGCCGUCUCGCUGCGCCACAUCCAGAGCAUCCCCAUGCUCACCCUUGCCCGCCUCCAGGCUGACCAGUUCUUUGCCAUGCUGGGCGUGUUUGAGUUCAUGCCCAGCCGGGAGGCCACCGCCGCGCUGUUCGAGGAGCUGUGCCAGGCAACCCCCACGGCCUGCGUGUCGGUGCUGACGGCGGUGUGCGGCUUCAGCGACCGCAACGUCAACGCCAGCCGGCUGUCCCACUACGUGACCUAUGCGCCCUCGGGCACGUCCACGCGCAAUGUCGCGCACUGGGCGCAGGCGGUGCGCGCCGCGCAGGCCGCGCCCCGGGGCACCCUGGCCCUGACCAUGUACGACUGGGGCGGCUCCUGCGUUUCGCCCCUGGGCCGGCCGCAGACCUGCAACCGGAGGGUUUACGGCCGGGAGCAGCCGCCCACCUACGAUCUGGCCCGGCUGGAGGGGGUGCCGCUGGCGGUGGUCUGGGGUGGUGAGGACAAGCUGGCGGACCCUCUGGACGUGAGGCGUCUGCUGUACGUCCUGCCCCAGGCCUCCCUGAAGCUGGCAGUGGGUGUCCCCACCUUUGAGCACCUGGACUUUGUGUGGGGUAAUAUGGGCGACACCGCCAAGGACAGGGUGUACCCCCUUGUACUGCGCAUGCUGCUCGAAUGGGCCGAGUGA
This is a messenger RNA of Auxenochlorella protothecoides, 1164 nucleotides long. Its product is annotated as Lipase member K. Bases 1 to 1164 code for a protein of 387 amino acids. Gene Ontology annotation, biological process: lipid metabolic process. The record is from RefSeq and is a predicted model, not a curated record. Gene Ontology annotation, molecular function: hydrolase activity, acting on ester bonds. NCBI's taxonomy places the organism in Eukaryota, Viridiplantae, Chlorophyta, Trebouxiophyceae, Chlorellales, Chlorellaceae. The transcript has 6 exons.